AGAGUCAACAUGCAUGGCUGCGAUCAGAGGUUUUGUAGCGGAAAAGGCCCACUUCGAAAAUAACCACGGCAAUUAUAGUAGUUUUCCCUGAUUCAGGUGACAUAAAGCUAGAAGAAAGGCUUCAACAAGAGGCUGUUUGAACUCUUUUUGUUUUCGUGUAUCCAUGUCUUCGUUGUCAAGUUCGACAAGUAGGCCAAAUUAUGCGUCAACUUUCCCAGCACCAGCAUCAACCGAAAUUACGCCAGUACCAGCAGAUGAACGGAUUUUUUUUCAAACUGCCGCUGCACGUGGUAUUUCUGGGGUCUUUGUUUGGUUAUCGUUGAUCAUAACAGGUCAUCAGGUGAGAAAUCUUACAAGUUUUGGUUUCACAAGGUAGUGUUUUUGUUUACCCCAAAUCAAGUGUAAAGUUAUGUACUAUUGGCUUCUCUUGUAGCUAAACUUUUGAGUUAUCAAGUCCCUUGAGCUUUAAAGCUUAAGUUUGUAUUAUAUACUAUGAAACGCGUAUUUUACUGUUUCACGUUAUUUCAUGUCACAGUUUUGUGCCAGGACAAACGAGAGCCUAAAACUUGUGACAUAUACCGUUCAUGUUAUUUUAACUCAGCUCAAGCUUAUAUUCAUUUGAUAUAAGACUUAGUGUUAAAUAUUAGAUUGUGUCUUCUCUCGAUUGAAGCACAUUUCCCUUAGUAAAAAAGAAGAAAUUAUUUCAUUUGUCAUUCACGAAAUAAAAAAUCAAUUCUGGUAGUGGAAUGAGAUGGAGGUGCAUAUUUUAAUAUAAUAUAUUUAAUAUACACUUAAUGUCAAAUCCUGAGGGAAACAGUUAGUUUUGUUUUCACUCGAGUCCUGAUGUUUCCCGAGAUGAAGUCGAGGGAAACAUCAGGACUGGUUUCCCGAGGGAUCUGACAUUAAGUGUUUUGUUAUAUUUCUAGACUUUCACUUCAACAGCAACAAAAGAAUAACCGGAGCGAACCAAAACAAUUGACUCAGUAUUUAUAACAACACAAAUUUAAUUCUCAAAACAGCUGAAUGAAUGAUGUACAAAGUACUUUCCUUAUAUUAUCUGCAUCUUUUUCCUCCACUAGCUUCGGUUUUUCUUCUGGGAACUUCUGGGAUAACUUUGAAAAUUGUUGCUUUUUAGCUUGAGGCUUCGUGUUUGUGUUGUUGUGUUCAUUCACGAAAAAGAAAGCUGGCAGUGUUUUUCCCGCCUUCUGUCACGCCACUUUCCACCAUGCUUUGAUCACGUGCUUUAAUGUAGCCCGAGCGGGGUACAUUACUUAAUGUAUCACAAUCGGGAUACGUUUGAUUUAAGUCAAGGCCACGUGACCAAGAAUCAACCAAUGGUAGUCCCUGUUUAGUUGAGUGAAAGGCUAAGAAUAUAACAAUAUAGUUUAAUAACUUUGACUUUGCAUAUUAAUUGAAUUGUGUUGACUCAUCUUUGAUGUGUAUGUGAAAUAUUGUUUUUAUAUUUCAAACAAUUUGAAAAAUUAUGUUUUGAAUGUGACAUGAACUUGCUAAGAAGCAGCACUGGCUGCUUCCUUUUGGUGCAUCUAAAAAUAAUACUUAUGUCCAAUACUGACUCAAAAACCAGCUUAUGUGAAUUUUAGGGUGCAUUCCUUUGGGAUGUUCUGGAUCAGGAUCAGUUAUCUGAGAUCUGCACUCAGAUCAUGGUACCUCAAAUGAACCAAUGAAUCCUUUCCCAGAUUGGAUUCCAGUAGUGGAAAUUACUGUCGGACAUCGAACAUUGUCUGACCAAAAUGCUGUGAAUGUCUGACUAAUUUUGCAAUGAGAGAUGAGAGAUGAAAGAAAAUAUCUUCACAAUAGAGCAAACAAUGACUGCCUAUGUUUGAAGCCGGCUGUGAACCAUAAACAACAACAGAUUCUUUCAGUUGAAUACUAGUGGGGUGCUUUUAAGAAAAAUUCACAUUGUAAAACAUGGGCAGCAUUUUUGCUGGUUUUGGGAAUAUUUUCAAUGAAAUAAAUAUCACCACUUUGGUUCACUUCUUUUUUCUGAACUGAAUUGCCAUAACUGUCAAAACUACCGGUGUCCUGGGCACUUUUUCUCCAGAAAAAGCAGUGGUGAAUUUGUUUAUGAGCAUGUACAAUAAUGUAACAAAUGCAAAUAAGAGAGUUGUAGAAAAUCAGUGGAAAGCAUUCCCCAAAACAUCAAUUAAAUUUGAAAAACGUUUUAAACCAAUAUUUUAUUUCCCUGAAAUACACCAGCUUCCAGCAUCUGAAUAAAAAUCACAUUCAAGCAAAAUUAAUAAACUUGCCAAACGGAGGGAAGUGGUCAUUCGCGUUCUACUGGUCUAUUUAGAGUAUUUUGUUUCUUUUUCAAAGCUUGAGAUUUUUGCAAAUUGCAUUUAGAAUCAUGAGAAUUUCAAAUGAAGAUUAUUUCUUUAAAAAAAAAACCAGUCGCCAAUGUGAAUAACAGGUUCUUGAAAGAGGUCCCCAGAAUCAUUGCUUGGGUUUACUUGUCCUGGACUAUCAAGAAAUUUGAGGCAAACCAGGUUGAAAGCAUGACCAUAUUUACUCAAAUUAGCACCGCCCUUGAGUAAGCGCCACCAAGAGCCCUGUUGUAAUGAAAAUCAAAAGAGGUUAAUUCUGUUAGUUAAAUAGGGCAAAUAACAGUAUCAUAGUCAAAACAAUUCUUUGCAUGUCCAACUUUCAAAUAAACGCCAUGAGUGCCGCGGCACUUAUUCAAGUAAAUACAGUAUGCUAAUUAAUGUCCGACCAAUUUUAGAAUAUGUCCUUCCAAAAUUAAGGUUUGAAAGGACACACGUCCUUUCAAGUAGAAAAAAUUAUUUCCAGCGCUGGAUUCAUUGGUUCUAAAUUUGGAUGUGCUACGAUCACGUUGAUCAAAUCUCUUUUUCCUGAUCCUGAUCCAAAUCAUCUUGAUGGAACGCAGGUUUAGGGCGCUCUCCAUUUGUCAGAACUGGCCGGCCGUACCAUUACCAGACCAGUCAUUUUGACAAUGAAAUCGGCUUUUUCAAAGCGAUUUGAUGAAAAACCAUUUCCUUCCUGCACACUAUUUAGGAUUUGACUGGUCUGGCUGGUAGUUUUGUUUAAAAGUGAAAUUCUCAUUUAUGACGGGAAGGGUCUGGCUGGUCAGUUUGGAUGAAUGGAAAGCUCCCUUAGACUUCUUUUAAACCAGUGCUUCAAUCUCUUUUACUGGCAGAUCUACCAGCAUUUAAAGUAUUACACAAAUCCUAGUGAACAGAGAUGGAUUGUUCGAAUUCUUUUCAUUGUUCCUAUCUACGCAUUUGAUUCCUGGUUGAGUCUGCUUUUCUUUGAACAAUCCUACUAUGUCUACUUUGACAGCAUUAGGGACUGUUAUGAAGGUAUGUUUAGAUUGAGAGCUGUAAAAAUAAUUAUUGUAUUUUGCAAGGCACCAGCAUGCAAAGAACGUCAUGUCCAAUAUCCCAGGUCUAGUGAAUUUCGCGAUCGGGCUAGAGUAAGUUCUGUUCUUAACUUGUCAGAUGGGCAAGCAAGUAAAGGUGUUUUGGGGAUUUAAAAUUGUAGAAGAGAAGUGCUGACCGCGGUUGUUCAAAAGGUGGAUAACGCUUUCCAAUGUAUUUAACAAUUAUUCCUCGAGCCCAAAUGGGCUCUGAGUCAAUAGCCCACGAGGCUAAAGGCAGAAGGCCUUCAAAGCCUACUAGUUGGUCAAAAAUAUCAAGAAUAAAAAAAUUUUAGCUAGUUAAAAGGUAAACUUUAAUCCUUUUUUGCCGCCAAAAAGCCUGCGCUUUUCGCUACUAGGGGACUAUAACAUAUAGCCUCGUAAUAGCUCAACCAAUCAGAACGCAGCAUUGAUAAUAGACCACUAGUUGUAUUUUUAAUUACUAAAAAUCAAUAUCCUCUGGAUAGUGCAAUUUAUUGGUUCUCUUAAUACUUAUCCCCUGGAUGGUGAUUUAUCAGGAUGAUAUAAACACUAUCCAGUGUUUAAGCAACCAGGGCCUGUAAGACUAAUUGGUUAAAUUACUAAUUCAUAUGGAUUGAAAGCCGUUAUUCAAGUUGAUCUGACAAAGUGAGUUUUCUACAUUAUUUUUAUUACAAUGAAUUAAUAAAGCAAGUACUAAUGGUGCAAUUAAUUAUCAUGCACAUCAAAAGUUUUUUUUGGCUAGUUUUAACAUACAGUUUUUAAAACAUACAGCUUUUACUUGUGAACUUCAAGAACAGGGCACAUUUCUCUUUUGUUUCAGCAUUUGUCAUUUACAACUUUUUGAGUCUGUGUUAUGAAUAUUUGGGUGGUGAAAUGGCAAUCUUAUCAGAAAUACGAGGAAGACCAAUCAAGUAAGUCUUAACAGUGGUAUUAAAUUCAACACUAUUAUAUAUUUCACACUGUAUAUAUAAAAUAUAUUAAUGGCAAAGCUCUGUCAGUAAAAUUCUGUUAUUAUCAAGAGAGUUUUCAAUGAAAAAAUCAUAUUAGUUGCAUUUUUUAGUGAAAAGUUCCUCAUCAAACUUAAACGCAAGAAAGUGGGGAACCAGAUAGAUACAAUAUUUUUCUUUACAUGCACACACACUCACCUAUACUAAUAAAAAACUAGCCACUCAUGGAAUAUUUCAUUGUCUACCAUAGCAAUAGUAUACUGGUAAUUGAAUGGCAGUUAAAUGUUGUUAGUACAUUUGUGUUAAGUUAAGUAGAAAUGUUGUUUUCAAUAUUAUUAUUAAUGUAGCUUAUAUAUCCACAUCAUUGUUAAUAUUUCAGAGCUAGUUGGUUGUGGUGUACAUGCUGUCUUACUGGCUGCCAGUACACAAUAGUUUUCCUCAGAUUUUGUAAACAGGUGAGAACUUUAGGUUAUGUUAUCCAAGAUUCUAGACCGUUCACAGUCCUCGGGAUCAAGCACCUACUGUUAACCCUUACAGUGCCAUCUUGGUUUCAAAUGUACUGUGUCUAGAAAUCUAUUUAGGUACCAAAGGAUGGUUUGGGAAAAGGCAGGAGAAAUAGAGAUUCCCUCUUUUUUUCUCACCUCCCUCCCCCCCACAUUAAAUCCCCAUGCCCACCCCCUCGGUACAUUCAAAACCAAGAUGGCCACCUGUAACAAUAAGUGCUCGAUCUCGACGAACUUAUGGAAAAAAACUUGUGAACAGUCCACCAAGCUGCAGAAACCAUGAGCUGUUGAUAAUUUAAUUUAAUUUAUUCAUUUAUUAGGGGACCAUAGUACACAGUUACUUCUACCUGUCCUACAGUAGCUGUUAUUUAUCAGUCCAAGUAUACAACUGUCAACUAUUUUUGAGUCCCAGGGUAAUCUUCCAUACAAGGACAAGUUCAACUCACCCCUGAGUAAGGCACUGUUGUCUAGUUUUCCUUCACUCUAUGUCAGGCAAUCCAGAUUCAGGAAAUAAAUCUGGGAAAUCUUUGCUUGUGGAAUACAGAAUCCAGGAAUCUUUUGCUUGUGGAAUCUGGAAUCCUGGGCUUUGAAUUUGAAUCUGUAAUCCGACUCCAGGAAUCUGAAAUCCCACUAAGGAUUGGAAUUCAGAAUCCAAGUUCCACUGGCAAUGAAUCGGGAAUCCGUGGCCUAGAGUCAAGUUUCCAAGUCUGUUUUUAUUACCUUAUGUGGGGUGAUUUCCUAUUUGCUGAUUUCUCAAUUCAUUCCAUAAUAUUUUGCCACUCUGUGCUAUGCCAGCCCUGAUCCUUUGUAAUAAUUAUAUUAUAAUAUUAAUAAAUAUUAUAUUAUAUUAUAUCAUAUCAUAUCAUAUCAUAUCAUAUCAUAUCAUAUCAUAUCAUAUCAUAUCAUAUCAUAUCAUAUAUCAUAUCAUAUCAUAUCAUCAUAUCAUAUAUCGUAUCAUAUCAUAUCAUAUCAUAUCAUAUUAUAUUAUACCGUAUAAUUAUUGAUGGUGACUUCAAUGUCAGUUACAGUGGAACCUGAAUAUAAUGAACCUCUAUAUUAUGAAGUCCUCUGUGUAAAGAACAAUUUUCUUUACCCCAGAUAGACUUUAUUAUGGUAAAAUAUUGGUAAAAGAACCGCGAUAUAACGAAUUCUCGUCAUAGAGAACAGUAAACAAAUUUUUCCAGUCCCUUGGCCCUUUGUUAUGUUGAUGUUCGACUGUAUUUCCUUCUUUAACAUCUUGUCUGAACUUAAUGGUGAUCAAAUAUUGAUUAUUGAGUUUAUGAUUGAUUUGCAGGCAACUCUUCAGUACUGUGUAAUCAAACCAAUUAUGGCGGUCAUUACUCUCAUCCUUCAGCCAUUAGGCUAUUACUCAGAUGGAGACUGGAGGUAUUCACACGUCUUUUUUGUUACCGUAAAUCUUCUAUUAAGCCCUGUGGGGGGCUUAUUUAUUUCAAGCCCAUUUGAGGGGGAGCUUAAUAGAGAUAGGGGGCUUAUUUGAGUGGGGAGUUGGGGGAGGGGGGCUUAUUUAAUUUAGACACGACGAUGGUAUCAGUUCUCCGUAAAGAACUAGAGUACAAAGUGGAAAAGCUCAAGUACAAGAAUGUGGAGGUCAUGCAGCCACGGAUCAGAAUCAAAUCCGAACUUCCAGUUAGUAAAUAAACCAUCCCGGAUCAGUCCACAUGAAGUUUUACAUUUGUGAUUGAUCAAUACAGUCUAUCAUUUAUUACUGAAGAAUAAUUAGGGGAGGGGAGGGGUGGCUUAUUAACUUUGUUUCCCAGAGAAGGGGACGAAGGCUAAUUGAGAGUGGGGCUUAAUAGAGGAUUUACAGUAAAUCCUGAUACAGCCUCCACUAAUUAUGUAAAAAUGCAAUAUAUUCAUCCUACAUGUAAUUUUCCCAUGUAUAUAUUUGUUGCAGAUCAACAUGAGGCCCCAUCCACACAUAUCCGUUGUUGCUUAAAAACUGAGAUUUGUUUCUCGUUUUGGCCCACUGUCCACAUGUAUCAAGUAAAAAUGGCCAUCGAAAAUGCAUCUUUUCAGAAACGCUCUCAGAGUAGAGGUUUUGAACUUGCCAUUUUGCUGCACUCAUGUGGAUGUACAAAAAUGGAGGUUUCUGGAAACGAGUUACGUCACGGUGUUGAAUACCAGUAAAUGUGCAUGCUUCCAUAAAAGAUGGGUCCUUUUUUCAGCCAGGUCGUUUUCAGCCGUGUGGACGGGCAAAAACGGACGCUGUUUUUUUGGCAACAGAGAAAAAAAUUGUCAUUAAAAAAAAAAAAACGAUAUGUGUGGACGGGAGAUGAAACUCGGGACAAAAUGGUUUUAACCUAGUUUGAAUGUCAGUUUUCUUUGUUUCCUAACUAAACCCUAUAAAAAUCAGACUAGGUUGAAACCAUUUUUACCUAAAAUUUCAUUUUGAGCUACAAAAUUUAUAAUUGACAAAUGAAUUUCUAAGCGUGAAAAAAUUUGCAUCAGAUCUGGCCCCAGUUGUUUAAUCAUUGGUUGGCAACAUCCAUCAAAUAAAUCACUAUCCAGUGGAUAAGUAUUAGGGAAACCAAUUGCGUUGUAUACCGGAUAGAGAUUUAUCUACUGGGCAACUAGGUAGCGUUUGACACCGUUUGAACAACUGGGGCCUAUAGGCAAUAGCUUAGCAUCAUAUAUAUCCAUACAGACUAAGGCUCACAUAUAACCAAUGUAACAAGCUUCUUUUUCUUUUUUGUUUCAGGGCUGAUCGUGGUUAUCUAUACAUUACCAUUGUUUAUAACAUUACAGUCUCACUGGCUCUGUAUGCGCUGUUUCUGUUUUAUCAAGCUACAAGAGAUCUUCUUAGUCCUUACUAUCCUGUUUUAAAGUUUUUCACCAUCAAGUCUGUUAUUUUUCUUUCCUUCUGGCAAGGUAAGAAGAGAUCACUCAGUGAUAAUGUUUCAGUUGAAUUAUAGUUCUUGGAUUUAUAUAAUCCUGGGCCGGGUUGUUCGAAGUAGCCGGGUUAAGGUAACCCAGGGUUAGUGCGAAAUUUGAACUCGCAUAUGAGAGCUUAAAAAGCUAAUUCAGUUUAAUUCUCUUGGCCUACAAUUUGAUGAUUGGAUACUCUAAAAAGAAUAGCGAAAAUUAUCCGAGAGAGUGCUUUUGAUAAAAAGAAAAAGAAACCCGUGUUAAAAUUAACCCCCGGGUUAGCGCUAACCGGCGUUCGAACAACUGGGCCAUGGACAGAACGUUCGGUCGCUCACAAGCAAGCUCGCGCAAAUGCUAGAGGCUCAUGCGUGCGCGUUUGGCGAGCCGUGAAAAUUGCGCAAAUUUUCCAUUUGCUCCAUGACUGGCAUCGAAAAUAUCGAGGAAAAUUAGCUGCGCGAGAACGCGAGGGCCACGCACGCUAAUCUUAAAUAGCUGGGACACUUAACUCUACUCUUGACUGAAUCUCAUCCCCUUUCGCAUAGUUGUAAAAAAUGGGGAUACCGUUUGGUACGAGGGGCAAGGAAGCAUUUGCAUGAAGUGUCUCAAUAAUUGUGUUUUCAAGUAUACAACUGAUAUACUUAGUGCUUCUUGAGUCCCCUCCCCUCCCCUUCUCAAAAACAAAAACAACAAAAAAAGCUUGGGAACUAAAAUAGAGACCGUAGUACUUUUCAUCGGGGAAAACAUUUUCUGUUGUUUCUUUAAAUUUGUUUUAGGUGUUCUUCUAGCUGUGUUUGAAAAGGCAGGUGCUAUCCGUACUUAUCAUAACAUCUCUGCCGGCACAAUCGCCGCAGGCUAUCAGAAUUUCGUGGUGUGCAUAGAAAUGUUUUUCGCAUCCAUAGCUCUGAGAUAUGCCUUUCCUUUUUCAAUCUACCGCCAUCAAAGAAAACUGGAUGAGCGCGGGCAAGGGAUUGCUUUGAAGAGCAUCUCGAGAAACCUUAGGCAAACAAUUAACCCAAAAGACAUUGUAGACGACGCGAUACACAACUUCUCCAGAUCGUAUCAGCAUUACGCUAACGCGCAGAAUUUAAAGAAUUUCAACGAGGAGAGUGUCUACAAUGAAGAGAGCGCAAUACCGGGGAACAAUGUUACGUCAUAUCGUAGUACCGUGGUGGAUAACCUGGACAGUAUCAGGCCAGGAAUGCAGGUGACUGUAUUGGACAAUCAUGGAUAUAGGUAUGAUAAUGAUACUAACACCCUGCUGGAUUCUGAUGAUGAGUUUUAA
Molecule: messenger RNA, 8991 nt
Organism: Porites lobata
Lineage: Eukaryota; Metazoa; Cnidaria; Anthozoa; Scleractinia; Poritidae
Source: the annotation of a GenBank genome assembly